Molecule: messenger RNA, 1461 nt
Organism: Oncorhynchus mykiss (rainbow trout)
Lineage: Eukaryota; Metazoa; Chordata; Actinopteri; Salmoniformes; Salmonidae
Biological process (GO): regulation of gene expression
Cellular component (GO): nucleus
Source: RefSeq, a predicted model, not a curated record
AGGCGACGCUGCCAGUGUGACGUAUAAUCUAGUGGACGGUUCUUCAGAAACAGCUGGUCAACCACCUCGGUAGCUGGCUAGCCAACAUAGCCGAAAGAUUCAAGCUAUUUACACGCUUUCGGUGUAUAUUAGCUACUGUGUUUUAGACACACUUCUGUCGUAUCUACUUGUUAACCUAUUUAAUUUAAUAUUACGUUAUUUUGUAUUAGUCAGCUAUAGUAGCUGGCUGGUUAAGUUAGCAUUAGCCUAGUCGCUAAUGCUAACUAACAUCCCCGAACAUGAGCACCCUAAACUACUCUCCUCCUGUUAAAGAAGAGGAGGUCUGCUGGACGGAGAAAGAAGCUCUGGGGCUGAACAUUGUCGUGAAAGAGGAGAAGGAAGAGGAGGAUGUUACAGUUAAACAAGAAGUAGAAGGUGAGGCUGUUACAGUGAAAGAAGAAGGGGAGGAUGUCUCAGUGAAAGAAGAGGAAGACGCGUUCAGAGUGAAAGAGGAGGAGGAUGUUACAGUGAAAGAAGAGGAUGCAGUUUUUGAAGUGGGAGGAGAGGAGACAGGAGAGAGAUGUGACCAUCGUGGAUCCUCUGGGGAGCCUCAACAACAUCAUGAUGCUGACGAGGCAGAGAAGAGUCUCUCCAGAUCAGAACACCUCAAGAAACACCAUCAGAGACCCACAGGAAGGAAACCUCACUGCUGCUCUGACUGUGGGAAACAUUGCAAAUCUUCAUCAAAACUAAAAAUACACCAGCGAGUACACACAGGAGAGAAGCCUUAUAGCUGUGAUCAGUGUGGCAAGAGUUUUACUCAAUCAAGUAGCCUGGUAUCACACAAGAGAACACACACAGGAGAGAAGCCUUAUAGCUGUGAUCAGUGUGGCAAGAGUUUUACUCAAUCAAGUAGCCUGGUAUCACACCAGAGAACACACACAGGAGAGCAGCCAUAUAGCUGUGAUCAUUGUGGCAAGGGUUUUACUCUGUCAACCAACCUGGUAUCACACCAGAGAAUACACACAGGACAUCAGCCAUAUAGCUGUGAUGUAUGUGCAGAUAGUUUUACUACGUCAAGCCAGCUGGUAGUACACCAGCGAGUACACACAGGAGAGAAACCUUAUAGCUGUAAUCAGUGUGGGAAGAGUUUUACUCAGUCAAACAGCCUGAAAUCACACCAGAGAACACACACGGGAGAGAAACCUUAUAGCUGUGAUCAAUGUGACAAAAGAUACUCUCAUUCAAGUAGUCUGAUUAAACAUCAGAAAAUACAUGCAGGAGAUCCACAGAGUGUGGAAUGAUCUGCAACACCAGACCUGGGUAGUAGAACACAGAGUGUGGAAUGACCUCCAACAACAGAUUGAUACAGUUGAAGUCGGAGGUUUACAUACACCUUAGCCAAAUACAUUUAAACUCAGUGUUUCACAAUUCCUGACAUUUAAUCAUAGUAAAAAUUACCUGUCUUAGGUCAGUUAGGAU